This is a messenger RNA of Patella vulgata (common limpet), 1254 nucleotides long. RefSeq names its product DNA-directed RNA polymerase III subunit RPC2. The record is from RefSeq and is a predicted model, not a curated record. Gene Ontology annotation, molecular function: ribonucleoside binding; DNA binding; DNA-directed RNA polymerase activity. The transcript is spliced from 10 exons. Gene Ontology annotation, cellular component: RNA polymerase III complex. The annotation marks the transcript as partial. Gene Ontology annotation, biological process: DNA-templated transcription. NCBI's taxonomy places the organism in Eukaryota, Metazoa, Mollusca, Gastropoda, Patellidae.
AAUCCAAUAUGUCUGCGCCCAUGAAGCGGCACGAAAAUGAAGAAAUAGCAAUGAAAUAUUGAAAGAUUUGACCUUAGUUGUUGUAAAAGACUUUGAACCAAGAUGGAAUCGAUCGAGGAAAUAAUGAGAAUGGACAAGGAGAAACUGUCAGCGUCGGUUAAAACAAUAGAGGAGAAAUGGAAGUUGCUGCCAGCUUUUCUAAAAGUGAAAGGUUUGGUUAAACAGCAUAUAGAUUCUUUCAACUAUUUUAUCAAUGUUGAGAUAAAGAAGAUUAUGAAAGCCAAUGAAAAGAUAACAAGUGAUGCUGAUCCUAACUUCUAUCUCAAAUAUUUAAAUAUUUAUGUUGGUAUGCCAGAUGUAGAAGAAGGAUUUAAUAUCACUAAACCAAUUUCACCUCAUGAGUGUCGUCUACGUGAUAUGACUUACUCGGCACCGAUAACUGUAGAUAUUGAAUAUACUCGUGGAAAUCAAAGAAUUAUCAGAAAUAAUUUACCAAUAGGAAGGAUGCCUAUUAUGUUACGUAGCUCCAACUGUGUAUUAUCUGGUAAAAGUCCCGCAGAGAUGGCGAAGCUUAACGAAUGUCCAAUGGAUCCGGGAGGUUAUUUUAUCACACGAGGCACAGAGAAAGUUAUCCUGAUUCAGGAACAGCUGUCUAAAAAUAGAAUGAUUGUUGAUAGAGAUAGUAAAGGUGUUAUAGAAUGUUCCGUUACCAGUUCAACUCACGAGAGAAAGAGUAAAACAUAUGUUACAAUAAAACACACUAAAUAUUAUCUCAAACACAAUAUCUUCUCCGAGAACAUACCAGUAGCAAUAGCGUUUAAAGCCAUGGGCAUCGAAUGCGACCAGGAAAUCGUACAGAUGAUUGGAAGUGAAGAGGAGGUCAUGACCUCUAUAGCACCAUGUUUGGAAGAAUGUCAUAGAGCUCAAGUUUUUACUCAGACACAGGCAUUGAAAUGGAUUGGUAGUAAAAUACGACAGAGAAAUCAAUGGCCGAGUGGUACAAAGUGUAAAAUAGACGAAGCUAGGGAUGUCUUACAUAGUGUUAUAUUGGCUCAUGUACCAGUUGAAGAAUGGAAUUUUAAACUGAAAGCUGUUUAUCUUGCGUUAAUGAUUAGAAGAGUGAUAUUAACACAGGGGGAUAAAGUUAACGUUGAUGAUCGCGAUUACUAUGGUAACAAAAGAUUAGAACUCGCAGGACAACUUCUAUCUCUUUUGUUUGAAGAUCUUUUCAAGAAAUUUAACUCUGAGGUAAUU